AUGCUUUUAGUAGUCUACUUCUUCUUUUUUUUAGCUAUCUUCUCUAUCUUUACUUCUUUUAACCUUAAAAGCUAUAGUGUUCUUAAUAGAAGCUAUAAGUAUUAUAAAUUUAUAGAUUUAGUAGGUAUUACGUUUAUAGAUUAUAGUAUUACUUCUAAAGUAGACUAUAAACAGAUAUAUAGUAGGCAGAAACCUAAAGUAAAAAUAAUAUUUAGUAGAUUUACGCUAUUAAGGUAUAAGUUCUAUAAAAGUAUAACUAGGACGCUAACCUUUAGUAAUAAGUAUAAAGGCAGUAGACUUAGAGGCUUAAAAGACUAUAAAACUUCUAUAGAAGCUAUAGAAUCUAUUAUAAUUAGCUUAAUAAGGUUACUAGAGAAGGCUAGUAUAUAUAAGAUAGGAACUUAUCUAAACUAUAAAAUACUUUUAUCUAAAGUAGCUAAUAUAUAA
Messenger RNA from Dothidotthia symphoricarpi CBS 119687, 447 nucleotides. RefSeq lists its product as uncharacterized. NCBI's taxonomy places the organism in Eukaryota, Fungi, Ascomycota, Dothideomycetes, Pleosporales, Dothidotthiaceae. The record is from RefSeq and is a predicted model, not a curated record. The transcript is spliced from 16 exons. The coding region runs from base 1 to 447 and encodes 148 amino acids.